Cynocephalus volans (Philippine flying lemur) is the source of this 2588-nucleotide messenger RNA. RefSeq names its product dpy-19 like 2 (gene DPY19L2). The coding region runs from base 3 to 2588 and encodes 861 amino acids. The record is from RefSeq and is a predicted model, not a curated record. NCBI's taxonomy places the organism in Eukaryota, Metazoa, Chordata, Mammalia, Dermoptera, Cynocephalidae. Gene Ontology annotation, biological process: spermatid development. Gene Ontology annotation, cellular component: nuclear inner membrane. The transcript has 22 exons. Gene Ontology annotation, molecular function: mannosyltransferase activity.
GGAUGCGCGCGUGUGAGGCUCCGCGUGGCGGCUGCGCGCAGGAGCGGCGCGGGCUGCGCUCCCGGGCAGCGCGGGGCGGCUUGGGCCACGCCCCCACCUCUAAGUUUCGCGGUCGCCAUGACGACCGGGCGGCUCGCAACGGCGGCCGGGACGAGUCGUUGAUGCUGCGAGGCGAGUCAGGCCCCUCCGGGCCUCGCCCGAUUGGGUUGGGUCCGCGCCGGAGAGUGCCCCAGCUCCGUACGAACAGGGACUAUGAGAAGAUGGUCGUGCAGACGAGGAAAACGCCCAGAGAAGCAGCUCCACGGCCGUCCCAGGCUUCCCGCGCCACGCAGUCUAAGCGGCGACGCCGGCCCAAGGCGGCCGGGGAGCCGGACACGGAGGAGGAGCCGCAGGAGCAGAGGGACAGGCUCCAGCUGCCUCUGUCGCCUCCGCCCGUAGGCGGCGGGAACCUGCCCGGGGGCGCCCGGCAGUACUCGCCCCGGAGGCCCCGACACCUGACAGCGCAGAACUGCCUGCCGCCGGGGGUGGCCGCCAGCCCCUCUUUCCUCCACCGCUGCCGGUUCCUCCACCGUGUCCUGCAGCAGCUCGGCGAGAAGGUGCACGUGCUGCAGACGCGACGGUUCUGGGGCAGGAAGACCCUCGGCAUAGCUGCCUUUGUGGGAAUUUUGCACUGGAUACAUUUAAUAACACUUUUUGAAAAUGACCGUCAUUUUUCUCACCUCUCAUCUUUGGAACGGGAGAUGACUUUUCGCACUGAAAUGGGACUUUAUUACUCCUACUUCAAGACCAUUAUUGAAGCACCUUCAUUUUUGGAAGGACUGUGGAUGAUUAUGAAUGACAGGCUUACUGAAUAUCCCCUUGUAAUUAAUACAGUGAAACGCUUCCAUCUUUAUCCAGAGGUAAUCAUAGCCUGCUGGUAUCGCACAUUCAUGGGAAUAAUGAAUUUACUUGGGCUAGAAACUAAGACCUGCUGGAAUGUCACCAGAGUAGAACCUCUUAAUGAAGUUCAAAGCUGUGAAGGAUUGGGAGACCCUGCUUGCUUUUAUGUUGGUGUGAUUUUUAUUUUAAAUGGACUGAUGAUGGGAUUGUUCUUCAUAUAUGGUGCAUACCUGAGCGGGACUCAACUAGGAGGUAUCAUUACAGUACUGUGCUACUUUUUCAACCAUGGAGAGGCCACCCGUGUGAUGUGGACGCCACCUCUUCGUGAAAGUUUUUCAUAUCCAUUCCUUGUACUUCAGAUGUAUGUUUUAACUCUGAUUCUCAGGACCUCAAACACUAAUAGAAGGCAUUACAUUGCACUCUGUGUUUCCAAUGUCGCUUUUAUGCUUCCCUGGCAGUUUGCUCAGUUUAUACUUUUUACACAGAUAGCCUCAUUAUUUCCCAUGUAUGUUGUGGGGUACAUUGAACCAAGCAAAUUUCAGAAGAUCAUUUAUAUGAACAUGGUUUCAGUUCUUCUUUGUUUCAUUUUGAUGUUUGGGAAUCCAAUGUACUUAUCUUCUUAUUACUCUUCAUCUUUGUUAAUGACAUGGGCACUAAUUCUAAAGAGAAAUAAAAUUCAAAGAUUGGGCGUAUCUGAACUCAACUUUUGGUUAAUUCAAGGUAGUGCUUGGUGGUGUGGAACAAUCAUUUUGAAAUUUCUGACAUCUAAAGUCUUAGGUGUUUCAGACCACAUUCGCCUCAGUGACCUUAUAGCAGCCAGAAUCUUAAGGUAUACAGAUUUUGAUACCUUAAUGUAUACCUGUGCUCCUGAAUUUGAUUUCAUGGAAAAAGAGACUCCACUGAGAUAUGCAAAGACAUUAUUGCUUCCAGUUGUUCUGGUGGUUACUUGUUUCAUCUUUAAAAAGACUGUUCGUGAUAUUUCAUGUGUCUUAUCUACAAACACUUUUCAAAGAAAACAACUCCUUGAACAUGGUGAGCUGAUUUUUCACACAUUGCAGUUGUUAGCAUUUACUGCCCUUGCUGUUUUAAUUAUGAGGCUGAAGCUAUUUUUGACACCCCACAUGUGUGUUAUGGCUUCCUUGAUAUGCUCUAGACGGCUCUUUGGCUGGCUUUUUUGCAGAGUUCGAUUUGAGAAUGUUAUCUUUGGCAUUCUAACAGUGAUGUCACUACAAGGUUUUGCAAACCUCCAUAAUCAAUGGAGCAUAAUAGGAGAAUUUAAUAAUUUGCCCCAGGAAGAACUUAUACAAUGGAUUAAAUACAAUACCAGACCAGAUGCUGUUUUCGCAGGUGCCAUGCCUACCAUGGCAAGCGUCAAGCUGUCUGCACUUCAUCCCAUUGUGAAUCACCCACAUUACGAGGAUGCAGACUUGAGGGCCCGGACAAAAAUAGUUUACUCUACAUACAGCCGAAAAUCUGCAAAAGAAGUAAGAGAGAAUUUGUUGCAGUUACAUGUGAAUUAUUACAUUUUAGAAGAGGCAUGGUGUGUUGUGAGAACUAAGCCUGGUUGCAGCAUGCUUGAGAUCUGGGAUGUGGAAGACCCUUCCAGUGCCGCUAACCCUCCCUUAUGCAGCGUCCUGCUCAAGGACUCGAGGCCGUACUUCACCACCGUGUUUCAGAAUAGCGUGUACAGAGUCCUGAGGGUGAACUAA